AUGCGAGUCCUCACUCUUCUUCUCUAUACUACCACCGUACUCGCUGGCCUCCAAGGUCCAGUCUACCCAGCACCUAGAGAUCUCAGCAGUCGGUCCAGUCUGGUGGCAGCCACCUGGAAAAAUGUCACAACGGCUCUAGAGCAAACCUUCAAAGGUGGUGGACUCGGCGAAGAAACAGCCGUCCUGCUCAAACACACCACCUUCUCUGCGGGCAUGUUCUCGCUGCAUGAUCGAGGCGCCCAGUCCUUGCAGUAUCACCACACAGCUGCGUCCAGCCUCAAUGGCUCGGUGGGCGUUAAGAAGGUCGACGCAGACAGCAUCUACCGCAUUGCGAGCGUCUCCAAGCUCUUCACUGUCUAUGCGGGCAUGAUAGAGCUGGACGAAAAGGACUGGGAUAGGCCCCUGACCGAUAUCUUCCCGCCCUUCAAGCAGUUCGUCGAAAAGGCGGCCAAGGGAUUCGACCCCGUGCACGAUGUGCAGUGGGACAAAAUCACUGUUGGCGAUAUCGCGGCUCACAUUGGUGGUCUCCCCCGCGGUGGUAUUCCAUUUGACGGGGACUUACUAGUCCAAGCCGUCCAAUCUCACUCUAUACCGAAGCGCUGGGGUCUGCCAUCACUCAACCUGACCAAGGAAUUGGCACGGUAUCCCUGUGCCGAGUACGAAGACAUGGAGAAAUGCACGGCGCUCCAAUAUGCCCAGGGUACGGCUGCCAACCCGCCUGUCUAUGCCCCCGGAACUAGCCCCAUCUACUCCAACAACGGCUUCAUCCUUCUCGGCCACACCUUAUCCAAACUUAGCGGGAAAUCCCUAGACGACUUGUACCACGACACCAUCUUCAAGCCUCUGGGCUUGAAGGACACCCUAUCCAAUGCGCCAACCGACCCCGCGGUUCUCAAACGCUCCGUGGUCGCCGGCGAUCCCGCCGCAAGUUUUGCCAUCAAAUCAGGCAUCACCAAGUCCUCGGGCGGCCUCUUCUCGACCAUCAACGACCUAGCCAAGGUUGGCACCAGCAUCCUCAAUUCCACCCUCCUCCCUGCCGACAAGACCCGCCGCUGGAUGAAACCUGUUUCCUUUACCUCAGACCUGCGCUAUGCUGCCGGCCGCCCGUGGGAAAUCUACCGCCACGUACACCCCUCGGGCGUGGUAACAGACAUCUACACAAAACUAGGAGACUCGGGCUACUACACCGGCUUGCUAGCACUGCUACCAGACUUCGGAGUGGGAUUUUCCAUCCUCGGCGCCAGUCCCCACGCAACCCGCUCAGCCGCCGUGCAGCUAGUCGCCGAUCUCAUCGCCGACACCGUGAUACCCGCGCUGAUGGAUCAAGCCAAGAACGAGGCCCUCGAUAACUUCGCGGGUACCUACGCCCCCAAGGACAAGCGCUUCAACACUACUCUGACGCUGUCUGUCCCCACAUCCGCCAAGUCGCCGCCCGGCCUCGUCGUCUCGCAGUGGAUCAGUGACGGCGCCGACCUGACUGCCCUGCUCCCCAAGGGACUAAUGGAAACUUCUGGGAUCCGGCUCGUGCCGACGAUCCAGGACGGUGCGGGCUCGGGCCAGGUUGCGUUCCGCGCGGCGACACUCAACAAACCUGGGCCUAUUUCGGGUCACUUGUUUUCUAAGCUGUAUGAUGUCGAGGACUGGACGAGUACUUUGGAUAUGUUGACGUAUGGCGGGUUGGAUCUCGCGGAAUUUGUGUUCCAUGUUGAUAGGAAGACGGGUAAGGCGGAUGCUGUGACGCCGAGUGCGUACAGAGCUAAGCUAGGGCGCAGGAAGUGA
Molecule: messenger RNA, 1779 nt
Organism: Penicillium alfredii
Lineage: Eukaryota; Fungi; Ascomycota; Eurotiomycetes; Eurotiales; Aspergillaceae
Product: serine hydrolase domain-containing protein
Exons: 1
Coding region: 1-1779 (592 amino acids)
Source: RefSeq, a predicted model, not a curated record